Messenger RNA from Acyrthosiphon pisum (pea aphid), 2518 nucleotides. It is a transcript of the gene HPS1, whose product is annotated as Hermansky-Pudlak syndrome 1 protein. NCBI's taxonomy places the organism in Eukaryota, Metazoa, Arthropoda, Insecta, Hemiptera, Aphididae. The transcript has 12 exons. Gene Ontology annotation, cellular component: BLOC-3 complex. The coding region runs from base 160 to 2061 and encodes 633 amino acids. Gene Ontology annotation, biological process: vesicle-mediated transport. Gene Ontology annotation, molecular function: guanyl-nucleotide exchange factor activity. The record is from RefSeq and is a predicted model, not a curated record.
GUUUGGAUGUUACGUACUUACUACUUACGUAACAGUCGUCGGUCGACGAGUGACGACUAUUUGUCUUUGGCGUCCGUCGCGAAAAGUUUUUAGCGAUAAUUAUUUAUUAUUGUUUUGUAAUUUUCAGCCGGUGUCGUUCAGGAUUAACGAAUAACAAUCAUGCGGUGUCUUAUGGUGUUUGACAAUUUAAACGACAUCGUCUUCAUGAAAUGCAACACGAAAUUCUGCAUACAUAUUAGGAAAAUUGGAAUUUCGCAGGACCUUAUUAAACCAACAGAGAAUGAAAAAGAAGACUGUGAUAAAAUUGAUCCAGACUUAAUACUUCAGAUUUUUUCACCAAUGGUUACUUCCCAGAGAAUUAUGAAUUGCCAUUUUUCAAAUCGAUACAGCUCAAUGCAAUGUCAAAAUGGAACAAAUAUUGUAUUUGAUGAGUACUUGGGUCAUUUAUUCAUUUAUAUUGGUGACAAGGAAGUUUCCUGGCAGCAAAAAGUACUUAGUGUAUCAAUUUUAUUUAUAAAAAGAAUUUGUGGUUCUGAUGUUUCAUUAUUGAAAUAUAGUCGCCGUCGCCGUUUUCUGGUUUCUAAGCUUUUAGAUGUUUGGUUAAAACGUUCAAAUAAAGAACAGUGUGUACUAAUUGAAGCUGUUGAACAACUGACUGUCAGUGCAGAGCUUUCUACAGCUGCUUUAACAGCCGCUAAAACAGCAGCCGAGAAAAUGAAAACAAAAUCUGCCUUUUCUAGGGUCCAUAUACUCAUAAUGGUUCGACAGAAAUUUUUGACUUUGUAUUCUAGUCGUAAUGCAACUGAUCUGUGUGCGGGUGAUACAUUAUUCUUAGCACUCUUAGCUGAGGCUAUACAAACGGUUGAUUCAGAACCCAAGGAUAAAUCAGAUCUUGAUGUAAUUAUUGUGGAAAAAGACAAUUCACUACAGCUGGAAAAUGAUGUACCAUUGCCAAGAAACAAAAUUAACAGCUUAUUGAUUCUUUUGGGUCAACAUGGGUUGAAGUUAAAUGCUGUACAUUUGUCAUACAUUACUGAUGGUGUUCCAUUAUUUAUCAUUCAUGAGAUCGGUAAUGAUGUUUUUAAUAGUAGUGUAAUCGAUUCAUUAACAUCAUUUUGCACAAUCCAAGAAAUCCAAAUUCGAGGAAAUGUAGACCGCGAAGCGCUUAAAAUUGCUUAUGAUACAGUUGAUAGUUCCAUGAAAAAAAUUAUUGAUUUGUUUAAAAAGAAAAAUGCUCCAUUUGCACCGACUCGAAGUGUACUUGCCAUAAUAACCACUUUGGCUACUAGAUGGGAGCCAUUAAAGAAGAAAUACCUAGAUUACUUUAAAAAUAAUGACAGUUCAUCAUUAAUUGCUAUAGAAUCAAGCAACAUGAAUAUUGUAUGUAGUUUAAAAGAUCUUCAUCAUCAUUGUAUGCUCAACGAAUCAUUGAUUGACAGUUAUACAAAAGAAGCAGUGAGCGAAGCUUCCGCAAUGGUCGCUGUAAUGUUACGUGAUUAUACAUCAUUUUUUGAGGUGAAAGCUAUGAACAAUUUUACAAUGAGAUCAAGAUCAACAUUAAAUAUUAAUAAAUAUUUAGAAGAAUUCCCAGGUCUAGUACAUUUUAUUUAUGUAGAUCGAAUGUCUCAUCGGAUGAUUGCUCCAGGUUUGGAGUUUGCAUCACAAGAAACACUUGAACUUACCAAAAAAAAGGUAUGGUCCAUGAUCGAAUUUAGUAGACAGCAUUUAAGAGAUGGACAUUUUAUUGUCCUUUGGAAAGAUAACACUUUUACAUAUUCUUAUUUCUUGUGGUUUGAGGAUCAAUCGGGUACAUCUUUAAAGCCUAGAGUUCAACCUACAGCUUCAGAGUUAUUUCCAGGAAUAUUAAAUGGUGAUUACUAUGAAAAGCUUUUGGAACAAUGUUUUCCAAGAAUGCCAAAAGGUAAAGUACGAUGUUUCGAACUAUUCUGUGUGCAUUUGGGCCUGGCAACUGCUUCCUGUGUGUUGGAACAUUCCCGGAGAUUAUCAGCAACUGUAUGGGAAGUAACUGGAAGACCUAGUAAUCUUCUAGAUUUGUUUUAAACGCCUAUGGUUGAUUAAAAUGUUUCAUUCCAAUUUUUUUUAUAUAUAAAAUUAACAUUCUGUUUGUAUUGAUCUCAUAGUAUGAAGUCACUUAAACCAUUUUUUUUUUUAAAUAUCUAUUAUUUGUUUAUUGUUUGUAUUAUUUUAUGUCAUGAUAUAAUUUUAAUGUUUUAUUAUACUUUAUAGAUUUACUCAAUAACAAUUUAUUAUAUUAUUGCUACUUAACAACGGUGAACUUUAUACUUAAAUUAAAAUCAUUUUAAUCUGCCAAUCCAUGAAUUAAAAUUUGAAUAAAUACUAAAAUGGGUAUUUUUACUGUUAUAAGCUAUAAUAAGUGUACAUUAUCCAAAAAAAAAAAAACUAAUAUUAGAUGUAGUCUUGGUGAAUGUUUUUUUAUACGGGUUCUCAAUCUAUGUCAUAUUGUUAAUCAAAUAUAUGAUAUUGCUUUUACACUUAA